Clonostachys solani is the source of this 1281-nucleotide messenger RNA. The record is from the annotation of a GenBank genome assembly. NCBI's taxonomy places the organism in Eukaryota, Fungi, Ascomycota, Sordariomycetes, Hypocreales, Bionectriaceae.
AUGACAACGAUAAAUGGCGUGCCGGUGGUGUUGCCAGCGCCGGAUGGCUACGUGGUCGACUUUGAUAACCCCCAGAGGACUGGCGUGCCCGACGUCUACUUCAUCGCAGGCUUUGGAGGCGCCCUCUCGCUUCUCUUUUUCGGCCAGCGGAUGUAUGUGAAGCUGUUCCUGGCUGGUGGGGUCCAGCUGGAUGACAGUAUGUUUCUCACUUCUGCUUUUUCUUGGUUCUGGAGCUCGAGGCUGACUUGGCUAUUAGUUUUGCUCAUAUUAUCGGUGCUGAUGGUCUUCGCCACGUCUGGGUUUACGCUGCAUAUGUUUGCAAACGGAAUCGGAGGCGUCCACGCCUGGGAAAUAUCAAUCACAGAUUACAACAGAUUCCUAUUAGAUACGUAUAUCGCCGCCUUCCUCUACCCCAUCUGCGGCUCGUUUGCGAAGUUAUCUCUUCUGGUCUUCUAUCUCCAACUCUCCCCGCAGAAGUGGUUUAAAAUGGCCACCUGGGCUACGAUUGCCAUCAUUAUCGGAUAUACCAUCGGAAUCAACCUGCCGCUUAUUUUCGCCUGCCAACCGAUUCAAAAAAGCUGGGACGCUACGAUCACUCAUGGUCAUUGCUUGAAUCUACCAAGCCUCUAUAUUGCCACAGCCGUUGCGAACAUCGUCAGCGAUGUCAUCCUCUUUAUCUUGCCUUUACCGAUGGUUGUGGGGCUUCAUAUACCGCGACGACAGAAAAUUGGUCUUGUUAUCAUCUUCGGUAUUGGGUCGUUGACUGUCAUAACAUCGGUUGUUCGCGUUGCCUUGUUGCCACAGAUGCUUGGUAAUCCAGAUGGCCCUUGGAUGGUUGGAGUUGUCAGCGUGUGGACCCAAGUCGAAGGUUACCUUAUCAUCAUGUGUGCCUCUCUCCCAACAUUCCGAAAGUUCAUUCGCCACGUCGCCCCCAAACUCCUUGGCGAGUCUCGAUACGGCAGCAAAACCAAGACCAACGAAAACUCGCACCCGCCGAGCCGUACGCUUGUUCCUAAUUCCCAGUCUCGCCGCGACCGACAUCAAUACUCCCAAUUUGACCCCGAAGAGGGCCAUGUCACUACUGAAACCUUUGUCAUGGGUCCUGUGAGUUCGAAGAACAAGGGAAAGGGAAGGGGCCCAGAUCAGAUUGACGGCUGGGCAGACAGCGACUCCGAGAGGGCCAUUGUUGCCACUCCUCCAGGAUCUAACGGAAUUGCCCGCACCACCGUGGUUACUGUCGAGGUUGAGCAUCGAAGCAGCAACGAGGGGAGUAAGCCAUAA